Molecule: messenger RNA, 1499 nt
Organism: Symsagittifera roscoffensis
Lineage: Eukaryota; Metazoa; Xenacoelomorpha; Acoela; Convolutidae
Product: protein FAM221A-like
Exons: 5
Coding region: 490-1338 (282 amino acids)
Source: RefSeq, a predicted model, not a curated record
CGUCGGUAUGUACUUCUGAGCGAAUGUUAAAUUGAGAUGGCAGUAUUUCUCAUAUUGUUAAGCAAUUUUCACGUUCACUAAUCAGGUUUUCACGCUAAUUUUCACGCUACACAGGUGUUUUACACGCUAGUGCUUUUAAUUUAAUUUACACGCUAGUGAAUUUUAACUUCAGAUCUCGACAUGGAAACCAAACCCGAAAAACUAAGGACAACCAUAAUUUCACCGUUUAUCCAAGCGUAAAGCCCCCAAAAAUUUGCGUGAAUUUAUUGUGCAGCGCGAUAUACAUUGAAUGCAAUAUGCCAUUUUAGUAGGUACUCUUUUAGAACUCUGUUCCCAUUACAAACCACGUUAAGAAGGAUCAUACUUCUAAACGAGUAACAAAGAAGUUUCAUAACACCGUUGCUUUGCAUAUUGAUGAAAAGUUAUGCCCAUUUACUUGCAAUUUUUCUUCUAUCAGAUUUGAUUUGCGUUCAUGACCAGUAGAUUGAAAUGGCAGCUGCCGCUUCGUUUACCAUUGACAAAGAAGGUCAAGCAGGUAUAGAUGCAUAUUGGGAGUACAAAAAAAUAGUUGGAGAUGAUGACAAGGGCAAGCUGUUCACUGAUGCGGAAUACGAAGCUUAUAAGAAAAAAUGGAUUCCGAUUCGAAUGAAGAACAGGAUAUAUGUGGGGUGGCAUAAUCCUGAGAAAGACAUGGACUGCAAGUUGAUUGGACCGGAGACCCUGUGCUAUUGUGGACACAGAUACAUCAAUCAUAAGACAGACUUUGAGAAGAUCCCCAAUCCGAUCAAACAGACAUGUAGGAACUGUGCUUGCGACAACUACCACUACAUUCCACGCAAUGGAUCUCAGCCGAUCAGGUGUACGUGUAAACACUUCCCUGACGAACACAAUCUGAAACACCCCUAUGGAUGCAACAGGUGUGCCUCGGGGCCCAAGAAAUGUGGGGAGUUCAAGGGCUCAUUCACGUGUGACUGUGGGGCCCCCACCUAUAAACACAUAAUGGUCAAGGAGACGAAGGAGCAGAGGAUCAAGAGGGGCAAGCCGGUGGGCAGAGAUGUGCCCUACCAGGCCAUGGGGGGUCUCACUGGGUUUUCCUCACUCGCUCCUGGAGCCGAGAGACGAGACCCGAGUGGCAUCGGACCCAACAAUGAGGUGAUGGGCGGGGCACCCAUCCAGCCGGGCGAUCACCCGUUCCUGAAGAUGCACGCAUUCUCACUGCCAGACAGGGACACCCCCGAGACACAGCAGCUGCAGAGACGGGAGGGGGAGAGUGAGUUGGACUACUUUGACAGACUGUACAAAUGGAAGCAGAAGAAGGGAUACUUCCUCAAACACUGAACUACUGACUGAAAGUUAACAUUGCGCCAAAGCCUGUUUAUUUGUUAUUGAUAUAGCGUUUAAUGUGUAAAUAUGUUUGUAUUUCUAAGAUUGAAAAUAUGUUUGUAAAAUAAAGUAAAUAUAUAAAUAAUUUAAAAAGCUGCUUAUAUAAUCCAAAAACA